Messenger RNA from Emiliania huxleyi CCMP1516, 927 nucleotides. RefSeq lists its product as hypothetical. Bases 1 to 927 code for a protein of 308 amino acids. The record is from RefSeq and is a predicted model, not a curated record. The transcript has 2 exons. Lineage: Eukaryota; Haptophyta; Isochrysidales; Noelaerhabdaceae.
AUGGAGGAGGAGGGUGCAGUCGGCGAAUCGGAGGAGGAGGAGGAGGGCGCAGUCGUCGACGUUGGCGUGUCUGACUCAGAGGAGGAGUUGGAGGUGCUCCAGCAACCUAACCUGAUCCAGAAGCUCGCCGACGUUGUCAGGUUACGCAACCUCGACGGCACGGCAACGUCAUGGCUCGAGGCCAACUGGAUGUUCUUCUCGUGGGCGUUCGCGCUCUUUGGCUUCGGCGCCCUCGCGGCUCGCUUUCACUCACAUGGCCCGCACUGGUUCGGGUGGCUCGCGGUUGCCAUGUACUGCCUCCAUCAGAGCGAGGAGCACGCAUACGACGUGCGUGGGUGGCGCUACGCCUUUGUCCCGGCCAUGAACCAGGGUACUGGUUCGACGCUCUUCGGCGCGGCGUGCAACGGCGGCGAUGUCAACUGCCCUCUCGACCCAAAGCUGACGCUGUGGGUGAACACUGUCGCAAUCUGGGGUGGGUUUGGCGGCUGCAUGAUUGCUGCGACGAUUGACGCGGACCGCUUUCUCUUUGCGAGCACGCUCAACUGGGGCACCGCUGUCGUGAAUGGCUUCGGUGGCCACCUGCUGCAAGUAGUGCUGAGCGGAAGCUACAACCCAGGGAGCGUGCAAUCUGCGGUCAUGGUGCCGCUCGGCUUGUACAUUAUCUUCCACUCGCAGCGCCCAAAGCUCUGCCUGGUCUACGGCCUCGUCUUCCACAUUUUGGCCUUCGGUGUCGGCAUCAACUUGGUCCUACGCGCCGGCUUUCCCGAGACGCCGACGACCAUCGCCAUGAACUUGCUCGCGUCGCUCGUGCUGCCGCUUGCAAUCUCGGCGUUGUACGCGCGCCACCCGCCGUCGCACUACAGCGACAUGAAGCUCGUGAAGAAAGUUAGUAAGCAGUGGAAGGAGGACCUCACCGUGCUGGGGUGA